GCAUUCGUUGUUGACUUGUUUCAUUUUUGGUCUCUCUCUCUCUCUCUCUCUCUCUCUCUCUCUCUCUCACACACUGGACCCUCGAUUGCGAUCGCCGAUCUCCGGCUUAGAUUGUCUGUUUCUCCCGGCGAGAUUUUCUUAGCGAUGAAGAAAAACACCGACGUCUUCGAUUUCAACGAAGAGGAUGAGCUCGCUGAGUCCGCUUCUGGAAAGCUAUUGGAAAAAUUCACAAACCCUAGCUCGUCCGGUUCUCCAAUUCCGCAAUGCCAACGCAUCCAAAGCUUUUGCGAGGACGAACCUGCUCCGAAGGAAGAAGUAGAAGGCGCGAGUUGUGCAGAAGCUGCUGCUACUGCUCUAGUCGGUCGUCAUUGUGAAGAUGCUCCUGCUUUAGCAACGGAAGCUGAGGAUUCAACCAGAGACCGUUUGAUCGAAACAGAUGUAGAUCAUGGAUUGAUGCUUGGUUUGAAUUCCGAAGACCGUGCAACAGAAGCAGAUGUUGAUCACAAUAAUCAUGGAUUGACGUUUGGUUUGAAUUCUGAAGACCACAUAAAAGAAACAGAUGCAGAUGACGACAAUCAGGGAUUGAUGUUUGGUUUGGAUACUAAAGACCACAUAAAAGAAGAAGAUGGAGAUCAUGGACUGGAAAGUUUCUCUUACCAGCCAAGCGCUAAAGGUUACUACGCCGAAUCUUCAUCGUAUAGUCAACACCAGCUUAACUCACCACUUUCGGAUUCUUCAUCCAGUGAGGAGCGAACUGAUAUGAAGUCAUCUACUGAUGAAAGCUUGAGUGAACGAUCUGCGUUGAGUGAAGCUUCUGAUUCAGAAGGCGAUGAAGAUUGGAUGGCUGAACACUGCUUAGAUGACAUGGAAAAGACCGAAAGAAAAACGGCUGUUAUGAUGAUUCCAGAGUAUGUUGUGCUUAAGGAUAUGCCUUGUGCUGCCUCUCUGCUAAUCUUUUCAUGCAAUGGAAUCAAAAUAAAGUGCUACCUUGAUAAUAAUGAAGAAGAGCCAUUCUGUUGUGAAUUUGGAGUUGAAGACAUAGUUAGUAUUCAGUACAAUUGGUACCAAAAUGUUGGUCUGAUUAUUCUCAGAAUUCGAGUUCUAUUAAAGGACGAAAAAUGCCAUGAAGAUAUGCAACACACAACAGACAUUGAGGAGUUAAAGGUCGCAGUUAAAGAUCACAAUUGGCCUGAGAAGCAACAACAAAUUAACUCGCUGCAUGUGAAAUACCAGGCUGUAUGGAGUGCUGAUCUCGAUGAGGACGUGGAAGUAUCAGGGGGCAACUUGCAUCAACGGAAGCGUUAUUUUCCACGCUUUGAUGAACCCUUUGAGGAUGUUGUCUAUCCCAAGGGAGAUCCAGAUGCUGUUUCCAUUUGCAAAAGAGAUGUUGAGCUCUUGCAGCCAGAGACAUUUGUGAAUGACACAAUCAUUGACUUCUAUAUUAAUUAUUUGAAGAAUCAGAUUCAAGCGGAGGAGAGACAGAGAUUCCAUUUCUUUAACAGCUUUUUCUUCCGGAAACUUGCUGAUCUCGACAAAGAUCCAUCGAGUAUAGCCGAUGGAAAGGCUGCCUUUUUACGUGUCCGGAAGUGGACAAGGAAGGUGGACUUGUUUGGGAAGGACUUCAUUUUUGUUCCGGUGAAUUUUAAUCUUCACUGGAGUUUGAUAAUCAUAUGUCAUCCUGGUGAAGUGGCUAAUUGUACAGAUCUAGACUUAGAUGACUCCACAAAAGUACCAUGCAUAUUACAUAUGGAUUCUAUAAAAGGGAGCCACGCAGGGCUUAAAAAUCUUGUCCAAAGUUACUUGUGCGAGGAGUGGAAGGAAAGGCAUAAGGACACAUCGGAUGAUAUUUCUUCCAGAUUCAUGAAUUUGCGAUUUGUCUCACUUGAGUUGCCACAGCAGGAGAACUCGUACGACUGUGGCCUCUUUCUGCUGCACUAUUUGGAGCUAUUUCUUGCUGAAGCUCCCCAAAAUUUUAGUCCUUUCAAGAUAUACAAUGCUUCCAACUUUCUUUAUCUAAACUGGUUCCCUCCUGCUGAGGCCUCAUUGAAGCGUACUCUGAUUGAGAAGUUAAUUUUUGAACUCCUUGAAAACCGCUCACGGGAAGUGAUGGAUGAACAGAACCAGUCCUGCGAAAGUCCAGUGGCCGUCAAUAACAAUACUGGCAUCGAGGUUCUCUCUGGGAGAUGCACCUCCUUGAUAGACUGUAACGGGAAUAUGACACAGACGCAAGACGAACAAGGAAUUGAAAUGACUCUGCUUGAAAGAUCUUCCAUGAGGAACGUGCAAGCUGUUAAUGAUUCCGGUAUGGUUCUGAGGGAUUUAUUCGAUGCAGGAGUCAACAACCCAGGAUCGUUACUUGGACAACUACAACAAACAUUCGAGGAACCAGCUUCAUUUUAUCAUCUUAAUAACAACUCAUUGGCAACGGAGCAAGUAGAGAUGGAAAGUGGUGAACAGUUUAUGUGUCUGAACUCUGGAGAGGACAACUUUCAACGAAUCACUGGAACUGAAUCUCCGAGAGCAUCUGUCUCGUUCUCUUCAUUGAACCUAACUAUGAUGCCGGCUCAGAAGGAAGGUGAGGCUGAUUCGUUAUCUGAAGCCUCUAAUGAUUCAGAAGAUAUUGGUAUCAUAGAAGACAGCCCUAUGGAAAAUAUUCGUGAAGCAGAAACCGAUGAGAGUCCAUCAAGAGAGACGGUCUCUUUAUUUUCUGCAGCCCUGGGUCCUAGCACUGACCAGAACACUGAGAGUGAAGAACCCGCAUCUACUCACGACGAGCUUGUGGUUGCAUCGAGUCGAGAUGGCCGAGACGAGGAGAAGCAAUUGGAGAAUGGUCUUGGGGUUGGGGACAAGACGAGUGAAGAUCUUAGAAUUGGAGACAAGACAAGUGAAGAUCUUGGAACUGAGAACAGGAUGAGUGAAGAUCUUGCAAUUGAGGGCAAGACUAAUGAAGAUCUUGCAACUGAGGACAAGACCAGUGAAGAUCCUGGGAUUAAGGACAAGACCAGUGAAGAUCUUGGGAUUGAGGACAAGACGAGUGAAGAUCUUGGGAUUGAGGAGGACAAGACGAGUGAUGAUCUUGGAAUUGAGGAGAAGACGAGUGAAGACGUUGGGGAUGAUUGUGAUGGGAAGGAGAAGGAGCGUAUGGAGGACGAAGAAGAGAAGCGAGCUGCAAAACGGCCGAGGCUAUCUUCCACAGGCGAAGCUGAGGAGAUGGAGAUAAAUUUAUUGUGACAUGUAUUAACUUUGUCUUCGGUCUUUGAUUUGUUAGAAGGAUUUAAUAUCAACCAACACGUUGUAGGAAAAUGUUUAUAGCGAUGAAAAAUAUAUUUCAUCAGUA
Raphanus sativus (radish) is the source of this 3337-nucleotide messenger RNA. RefSeq names its product probable ubiquitin-like-specific protease 2B. Gene Ontology annotation, molecular function: cysteine-type peptidase activity. Gene Ontology annotation, biological process: proteolysis. Lineage: Eukaryota; Viridiplantae; Streptophyta; Magnoliopsida; Brassicales; Brassicaceae. The record is from RefSeq and is a predicted model, not a curated record. The transcript is spliced from 16 exons. The coding region runs from base 145 to 3231 and encodes 1028 amino acids.